This is a messenger RNA of Gavialis gangeticus (Gharial), 799 nucleotides long. It is a transcript of the gene PSMB3, whose product is annotated as proteasome subunit beta 3. The transcript is spliced from 6 exons. Gene Ontology annotation, cellular component: proteasome core complex, beta-subunit complex; proteasome core complex. NCBI's taxonomy places the organism in Eukaryota, Metazoa, Chordata, Crocodylia, Gavialidae. The coding region runs from base 105 to 722 and encodes 205 amino acids. Gene Ontology annotation, biological process: proteasome-mediated ubiquitin-dependent protein catabolic process. The record is from RefSeq and is a predicted model, not a curated record.
GGGGAGGGCGAUGGGCGGCAGCAGGGUUCGGUGCGCGGCGCGGCAGCCCGGAAGGAGCCGGUUGGGGAGUUUCGGGGUGUGCGGCGGAAUCCUCAGCCGUCACCAUGUCGAUUAUGUCAUAUAAUGGCGGGGCCGUCAUGGCCAUGAAGGGUAAGAACUGCGUGGCCGUUGCGGCAGACAGACGGUUUGGAAUUCAGGCUCAGAUGGUGACCACAGAUUUCCAGAAGAUUUUCCCUAUGGGAGACAGACUGUACAUUGGACUGGCUGGGCUUGCCACAGACGUGCAGACUGUUGCCCAGAGACUGAAGUUCAGGUUGAAUCUCUAUGAACUGAAGGAAGGCAGGCAGAUCAAACCACAGACUUUCAUGAGCAUGGUGUCCAAUCUGCUCUACGAGAGACGGUUUGGACCUUAUUACACAGAGCCAGUCAUUGCUGGACUGGACCCCAUAACUUAUGAACCUUUCAUCUGCUCUCUAGACCUGAUUGGCUGUCCCAUGAUAACUGAUGACUUUGUGGUCAGUGGCACCUGCUCAGAGCAGAUGUAUGGCAUGUGUGAGUCCCUCUGGGAACCUGAUAUGGAACCAGAUCAUCUCUUUGAAACCAUCUCCCAGGCUAUGCUGAAUGCAGUAGACAGAGAUGCUGUAUCUGGAAUGGGUGUGGUAGUGCAUAUAAUUGAAAAAGAUAAGAUCACCACAAGAACACUGAAGGCUCGCAUGGACUAACUUAAGAUGGGGUUUGUUCUUAUUUCACAUGUCAAUCUGUUUGGAUUUUUUUUAAAUAAAGUUUCUUCAUUGUUGGA